This is a messenger RNA of Erigeron canadensis, 2219 nucleotides long. RefSeq names its product sodium/calcium exchanger NCL2-like. Gene Ontology annotation, biological process: calcium ion transmembrane transport; intracellular calcium ion homeostasis. NCBI's taxonomy places the organism in Eukaryota, Viridiplantae, Streptophyta, Magnoliopsida, Asterales, Asteraceae. The transcript has 9 exons. Gene Ontology annotation, cellular component: membrane. The record is from RefSeq and is a predicted model, not a curated record. The coding region runs from base 1 to 2118 and encodes 705 amino acids. Gene Ontology annotation, molecular function: calcium:proton antiporter activity; calcium ion binding.
AUGGAAAAGUUUCCAAAGAUUGCAUGCUAUGCAUUAUUUCUUUUUCUGCUAUUAACCGUGGGGGUUAGAGGACGAUUCUUGCAUACAGAUGCUUCUGAGUUGAUAUCGGAUGGUGCUGAUGAUCUAGCUCAUGGUGAAGGAUCAUAUUUUUUUCACCUCAAAGGAAUUGAUUCUACAGAAGAGCAUUGUGAGCAAAUGUAUGGGUUUCUACCAUGCUCAGAAAAUUCGUUAGGCCAUUUCUUCCUCAUUAUAGUUUAUGAGUACCUGUUGUAUCAUGGAGAAUGCUAUGUUUCUUCGGGAGGUAAACGGAUUUUCAAGAUUCUUGGUCCUGGUGUCUUUGGUGCAAGUGCUUUUCAGGUCCUUGGUUUUCUUCCAGAAUCCUUAAUAUUACUCGUCUCUGGUCUUUUUAACACUAAAGAGGUAGCUCAAGAGUAUGUCUUGACUGGAGUUGGCUUGCUAGCUGGAUCGACCAUAUUUUUGCUCACGUUACUAUGGGGAACUUGUGUCAUUGUUGGCAGGCAAGACUUUUCCGCAGAAUAUGGUUCCAGUACUUCAUUGGCUUCUAACCAAAUACCUCACAAGAAUUCCUUUCAAUUUCUUACUGGUUCAGGUGUAACUACCGACCCAGAGACAAGUUCAACAGCAAGAAUUAUGCUACUUUCACUUAUACCGUUCUUGUUUCUCCUGAUCCCGAAAGUUUUUGGCAUGGAUUAUGCUACUCAUGGAUACAUCUUUAUAAUCACACUUCUUGUUUCUGUUACAUUCUUGCUGGUAUACUUUAUUUAUCAGAUGUUCGAGCCCUCAAUCCAAAAGAGACGAUUGUCAUACGUCAAACAUGAACAUUUAGUUGUAGACAUUCUAAAGCAUUUGCAAGAACACACUGCAGAAAAAAUACUCACAGAUGAUGGUUUAGCAAACCUACCUGCUAUAAAAAGUUUGUUUACGAAGAUUGACCAUGAUGGAGAUGCGUACAUAUCAUUUCCUGAGCUCAAAGAACUUCUCCAAGAUAUUAAAUUUAGGCAGUUAACUUGGGGCAAGGAGCAAACAAUUGAACAAGUGAUGAAAGAAUUUGACUUUGAUGGUGACACAAAAGUAACUGUGGAUGAGUUCACCGAUAGAUUCACAAAGUGGCUUGACGAGACUAAGAAUGCUGUGAAUAAACCAUAUCGCUCAGUUAGUUCUUGGAAGGACUUAUAUCAGAUUGUCCAACCAUGGGUUCAAACAAAAAAGAAAGAACAAGACAUGAUGAAAGUCCUAGUAUCAGAAAUUGUUGAGCAUGCAAAAAACUCACCUAUUGGGAAGUUUUAUAAAGAAGACGGAACACCAAAUGUAUCUGCCAUAAGAAGAUUAUUUAAGAGCUUAGAUGUCAACAACGAUAAUGCUAUAUCAUUAUCCGAAUUGAAAAACCUUAUGAUGGACAUCGAUUUUGGGGAGACAUCUUGGAAUGUGGAUGAAGCAACAUCUCAUAUUAUGGAAGAUCUAGACAAAAGUGGAGAUAAACUGAUCGAUGAAAAGGAAUUCAUUGAUGGAUUUAAAGAUUUGCUCAACAAGUCCAGUGAACAACUGACCACCCCCGAGACACCUAGGCCUGAAGAUGUAUACCAGAAACCCUGGGAGAAAUGGGCAAGCGAUGAUGUGGAUAAAUCUGUAUGGGCAUGGACACAGGCUAUAAUGUUAUUGGUGCUUGGUAUAGCUAUGUUAGCCCUUCUGGCUGAACCGCUCAUACACAGUGUGCAGAAAGUCUCUAACUCAGCAACCAUACCAUCAUUUUUUGUAUCAUUUGUGUUAGUUCCCUUGGCUACAAAUGCUAGAGCAGCUGUCUCUGCAAUCCAAACUGCAAGUCAAAGGAAAGAAAGAACUACUUCGCUGACUUUUUCUGAGAUAUAUGAUGGGGUGUUCAUGAACAAUGUUCUUUGUUUUUCUGUUCUCCUGGCAGUUGUAUACUUCCGUGGAUUAGUAUGGCAUUUCACCGCCGAAUUGUUGAGUGUGUUCAUUGUUUGUGUGAUCAUGGGCACUGCAGCCGGAUUUCGAUCAAAGUUCCCUGUUUGGACAUCGAUGGUCUCAUACCUUCUUUAUCCCUUAUCAUUGAUUUUUGUGCAUGUUUUUGCUGAGUUUUGAUAGAAAGAAAGGAAAGGGAGAUUUAUAUUGGUUGUAUAAAAUGGAACUGGUGUAUAAAGUUUAUUUUUCUAUGUACAUAAAGAAUACUCAAAGUUUGAAAA